Molecule: messenger RNA, 3465 nt
Organism: Tachysurus fulvidraco (yellow catfish)
Lineage: Eukaryota; Metazoa; Chordata; Actinopteri; Siluriformes; Bagridae
Gene: hspb12
Product: heat shock protein, alpha-crystallin-related, b12
Exons: 3
Coding region: 90-656 (188 amino acids)
Source: RefSeq, a predicted model, not a curated record
UCAGACCCACAAUGCACAGGGGCAAGGGUUAAAUCAGACCCGCAAAGCUCUCCAGCUUCAACAGACUAACUUCUGUUUUAUACAGCACAAUGUCUUCUUUGACCAGCUGUUCUUCCUCUCGCUCAUCCUCAUCCUCAUUUCGUUCGUCAGCGAGGUACAGCUGCAGCAGCGUCACAUCAGUCCAGACAGAAGCUUCCUCUCCUCCUCCAGAUCCCCUCUUCGUUCCUUUUCUGGAUCAGAGAGCGACUGUGCUUUUUGGGGGUAACAGAGGGGACUCAGAGUCAUUCAUUAGUGAGAGAGAAACUUUCGGAAGUUGCCAGGGAGACAAGAAAUCCCACACAGAGGGUUACCAAGGUGACUGGAGCCAUGGAGACACACACGUCAGUACUGGAGCGAUCUGGGUGGAUGAUCAUUAUUACACUUCAGCUGACGUCAGUCGAUUUGAGCCACAUGACAUAGUGGUGAUGGCUUUCAACAGCAGCAUCGUUAUUCAUGCUGAGAAGGUUGGAGAUGAUGGCAGUGUCAUGGACAAAUUUACCCACAAGUCUUUGCUGCCAGAGGACAUGGACCCUCUGUCUGUUAGCGGGACACUGACGCCAGAGGGCGUGCUCGUGAUCAGUGUGAAAAGCAUGUCCAGAUCCUCCUCACAUCCCUGAACCUGUCCUUCUGACCUUUCAAUUCACCUCUUCUAACUUCUAAACUCUGACCUCUGGCAAUAAAAACCACCCACAAAAGGCAAAUGCAGCGCAACACACUGAUGAGAAAUGUUUGAAUGAACCUGGAGUAUUACUACUGUAUAUUAGCACAGCUAGCAUUGGCACAGUCAAAAUGUAUCUAUACUACUUAGACUUUAAUAUCUAUGAGAAGGCAUUUAACACAUUAUUAAUUUAGCAUAGGCUAGUUUUCAGUUGCCUUUAACACUUAGCAUGCAAUAACUUUCUAUUUUUUUUGUCGGUUUGUUUUAUCAAAUUAGCUGCAUGUAUUGAACCUUUAGCAAGUUCUUCAUUAGUGUUGUUAGAUGUUUGCUAAUUCGCGACUCGCUAAUUUCCCAACUUCUUAAUUUUAAAAGUUAAUGUAACCUCAAAUUUACAUUAAUUAUCUGAAGUAAACUUUACAAAAACAUGCAAACAAUGCUAAGUUAUGGACUGAAGCUAGCCGAUAUAAGUUAGCUCACUUAGCACAGAUAAAAGUAUGCAAAUAAAGUGAUCCUUUGUAAAUUCAGAUACUGGAUUUAUUUUAUUGUGCAGUUUCAGUUUUACCUAAAACUGAUUAAUCAAUAUGCUAACAAUACUAGUGAUGGAUAUUAGCUAGCAGCGAGCAAGUAAGUGGAGUUAGCGUAAGCAGCACGUUGGAAAUGAAGUGUUUAACCACAGAUAGUAAAGCCAUCAUUCAUCAUUUCAUGCUGUUUACUAGUGCAUAACAUACAAUUUAAUGUUUUCUACAUUUAUACAAUAAAUAAAUCAAAAAAUAUUAAAUAAAUAUAAAUACUAUUGUAUUGUGUGUUUCUGUAAAAGUUUUUAAUGGAACAGCACCCAAAGAUACUUAAACACAGGACAUUCUGUAUUAUAGCAUUGUGUGUGUGUGUGUGUGUGUGUAUUUGUUGACAGUUAUCUUCUAGAUGUUAAUUGACCUGACACACGUUUUAUGAACACAAAAACUAAAUCUCACGCUCGUCACAGCUCAUAAACCCCAUGCAGCUCAACAUCAUGGCUUCAAACAUAAAAUAUUUCCGCCGUCAUUUUUAAUCUUAAACAAUGUUAACAUCAAAGUCUAAAGAAAUUCAUGCUAAAUUGUGAUUGGUCAGAAGGUGUUGAUGAAUUUUCUGUAACGGCAGCUGUGACAGUAACUGUCUUGAUACAAGAUGGCGGCUUGAAAAAAACAUGCAGUGGCCAAUCCAUAAUGGUGCCUUUUUUGUCUUUAGAGAAUGGCAUUCAUGUCUUUAAUCGCCAGACAGAACUGCUCUGUCUGCUCUCUGUGUCUUGCAGUGUCUUGUAGUGUAUUGUAGUGUAUUGUAGUGUAUUGUACUUUCUUGUCCUGUAUUGUAUUGUAGUGUAUUGUCUUGUAUUGUACUGUCUUGUUCUGUCUUCUAGUGCAUUGUCCUGCCUAGAAGUGUAUUGUCCUGUAUUCUAGUGUCCUGUCUUCUAGUGUCUUGUUCUGUAUUUUCCUGUCUUCUAGUGCAGGGCUAUUCAAUUAGUUUGUUAUUUGGGCCAGUUCAUGAAAAACAUUCCAAAUGAGGUGGGUAAAAGGGUUAAUGAGGUUUCAGAGAAUUUCCAAUAUAAUGUGUCUUGCAGUGUAUUGUACUGCCUUGUCCUGCAUUGUAAUGUAUUGUCCUGUCUUCUAAUGUAUUGUCUUGCCUUCUAGCGUAUUGUCCUGUCUUUUAGUGUAUUGUUCUAACUUGUAGUGUAUUGUCUUGUAAUGUAGUGUAUUGUCCUGUAUUGUAGAUUCUUGUCUUGUCCUGUCUUCUAGUAUCUUGUCCUGGGAUGUAACGUAUUGUCCUUCCUUGUAGUGUAUUGUCCUGUAUUGUAGUGUCUUGUCCUGUCUUCUAGUGUCUUGCCCUAACUUGUAGUGUAUUGUCCUGUAUUGUAGAUUCUUGUCUUGUCCUGUCUUCUAGUAUCUUGUCCUGGGAUGUAACGUAUUGUCCUUCCUUGUAGUGUAUUGUCCUGUCCUGUCUUCUAGUGUCUUGUCCUGUCUUCUAGUGUAUUGCCCUAACUUGUAGUGUAUUGUCCUGUAUUGUAGAGUCUUAUCUUGUCCUGGCUUGUAACGUAUUGUCCUUCCGUGUAGUGUAUUGUCCUGUAUUGUAGUUGUUUUUCUGUAUUGUCCUGCUUUGUAGUGUAUUGUCCUGCAUUUUAGUUGUGAUUUCCUGUAUUGUAUUUUAUUGUAUUGCCCUGUCUUGUAAUGCAGGGCUAUUCAAUUAGUUUGUUAUUUGGGCCAGUUCAUGGAAAACAUUCCAAAUGAGGUGCCAGAGAGAUCUAGCUUACAAUGUGAGUGAUGACAGAACAACAAUAUAGGAGCCCAUAUUUUUGCUCUAUAAGACACCCAAGUAAGCUGUUUUCCUACAUUUAAACAUGAUUGUGUUGUAUUUUGAAACAUCAUCAAUACAUAGUAAGAUGCCCAAGAAGGCAUCUACAUUUUCUACAUUCAAAUGGGUAAAUCAGAGAGCCAUAUCACACUCAUUCAUCACAGAAUUUAACUCAUUUAACUGAGACUUAAGUGCACAUAAAAAAGUCACAAUAUGCAAAAUAACCUUGUUUCAUGGUAUUUUUGUCAAAAUAAUUUAUGUCUAUUUAAACUACAACAGCCAUCUAAAUAACUGGAAAACAUUUAAGCUGCCUUCUAACGAGAGAUAUAUAUUUUUUCCUUAGAUUUUGCAAAAGCAGUGAAAUCGGGUGUAUAUGUUGUCAGCACAAUACACACACACAGUGGUGCUGGGCUGUGAGGGAUGUGUGAUUACUCGUUUUAAUGACA